CGUGCCCUGAGGGUGCCCCGUGCCACACUGAUCCCUGCUGUCCCCCAGACGGAGCGGGCGUACCAGAAGCAGCCGACCAUCUUCCAGAACAAGAAGCGGGUGCUGCUGGGCGAGGGCGGCAAGGAGAAGCUGCCGCGCUACUACCGCAAUAUUGGCCUCGGCUUCAAGACCCCCAAGGAGGCCAUCGAGGGCACCUACAUCGACAAGAAGUGUCCCUUCACCGGCAACGUCUCCAUCCGCGGCCGGAUCCUGUCGGGCGUGGUCACCAAGAUGAAGAUGCAGCGCACCAUCGUCAUCCGCCGCGACUACCUGCACUACAUCCGCAAGUACAACCGCUUCGAGAAGCGCCACAAGAACAUGUCCGUGCACCUCUCCCCCUGCUUCAGGGACGUGCAGAUCGGGGACAUCGUCACCGUGGGCGAGUGUCGGCCCCUCAGCAAGACUGUGCGCUUCAAUGUCCUCAAGGUCACCAAGGCCGCUGGCACCAAGAAGCAGUUUCAGAAGUUCUAAAAAAUCCCAAAAACGGCGUGUGGAACACCCGCGGGACAAAUAAAACGUGUAAAACCCACA
This is a messenger RNA of Merops nubicus (carmine bee-eater), 570 nucleotides long. It is a transcript of the gene RPS11, whose product is annotated as ribosomal protein S11. The record is from RefSeq and is a predicted model, not a curated record. Gene Ontology annotation, molecular function: structural constituent of ribosome. Gene Ontology annotation, biological process: translation. NCBI's taxonomy places the organism in Eukaryota, Metazoa, Chordata, Aves, Coraciiformes, Meropidae. The annotation marks the transcript as partial. Gene Ontology annotation, cellular component: ribosome; cytosolic small ribosomal subunit. The transcript has 4 exons.